Molecule: messenger RNA, 1233 nt
Organism: Hydatigera taeniaeformis
Lineage: Eukaryota; Metazoa; Platyhelminthes; Cestoda; Cyclophyllidea; Taeniidae
Source: the annotation of a GenBank genome assembly
AUGUCCCCUCAGGUGUUAUGUAAACAAACUGAGAAAUCGGAGAAGGUGUAUGAGAAAGAGGCCAAGUAUGGUGCUCAUAAUUACCAUCCAAUCGAGGUUGUACUUUGUCGCGGGGAGGGGCCCUAUGUGUGGGACAUUGAGGGAAAUAAAUACCUUGAUUUCUUGAGCGCAUAUACUGCUGUUAGUCAAGGACAUUGUCAUCCUAGGAUUGUAAAAGCACUGGUUGAUCAGGCUCAACAGCUUACUCUUGUAUCGAGAGCUUUUUAUACGGACCUACUUGGAGAAUAUGAGGAGUAUAUCACAAAAUUGUUUGGAUAUGACAAAGUUCUUCCAAUGAAUACAGGCGGUGAGACAGCCAUUAAAUUAGCCCGAAAGUGGGGAUAUAAGGUCAAAAAGAUACCACGCAAUGAGGCCAUUGUUAUUUUCGCUGAGGGUAACUUCUGGGGCCGAACGUUAGCGGCCUGUUCUUCUUCAACCGACCCAUCUUGUUACUCCGACUACGGGCCGUUCAUGCCGGGCUUUGAAAUUGUUCCUUACGACGACAUUCCAGCACUUGAAGAAAAGUUAAAAAACCCGAACGUGGCUGCCUUUAUGGUCGAACCAAUUCAAGGGGAGGCUGGCGUUCGUGUACCCUCUGAUGGCUACCUUCGUAAAGUCCGCGAGCUCUGCACAAAAUACAAUGUUCUUUGGAUUUCAGAUGAAGUCCAAACUGGACUUGGUCGCACUGGUCGGCGUUUGUGUGCUGACUACGAAGAUGUCAAGGCAGAUAUUGUGAUUCUGGGAAAGGCACUCUCCGGUGGUCUGUUGCCCGUGUCGGCUGUUCUGGCCAACGACGACGUUAUGCUCACUAUCAUGCCAGGAGAGCACGGCUCGACCUAUGGGGGAAACCCUCUGGCUUGCCGUGUCGCCAUGGCCGCCCUCCAAGUUAUGGAAGAUGAGCAUCUUGCCCAGCAUGCCGAUGCAAUGGGCAAGAUAUUUAGAGAAUCAAUGGAAACUCUACCAAAAAGCGUGGUUUCUUGUGUUCGUGGCAAGGGUCUCCUAAAUGCUGUUGUAGUGAAUGAGAAAUUCGAUGCAAUGGAGAUUUCCCUUAAGCUGCGUGACCACGGAAUUCUUGCCAAGCCUACACGUCGGUCAAUCAUUCGUUUCGCCCCAGCUCUUGUAAUUAGUGAGGAAGACUUGAAGAAGGGGUGUGAAAUCAUUCACAAAGUCUUUGCUAUGUUUGCAGAUGCGUAG